Molecule: messenger RNA, 1437 nt
Organism: Prorocentrum cordatum
Lineage: Eukaryota; Dinophyceae; Prorocentrales; Prorocentraceae
Source: the annotation of a GenBank genome assembly
AUGGCCUCGGCCGCGGGCAAAACUCGUUUUCGAGUCAUUUGGUUCGGCGUGCAGGGUAUCUUAAACAUUCGCGGUCAAACCGACUGCUGGCUUGACGUGGACCGCGAGUACUGCCGCACCGUCGAGAUGAAGAGGCUUGUGCUCUCUUCUCUGGGCAAUGCUGAGGAAAAGCCGGAAGACUUUGUGCUGCUCGUGCCCGAAGGCGCCAUCGCCUCCACCAGACACGGCGGUGACAGAGGCGGGCGUGCGGGCUCCGUGCCAACGGGAGCAGCAGAUCAAUCUGGCCAACGCAAGUAUGUGAUGGCAGCGCACGCAGUAUGCUUCCCGGAUCGCUGGAGCCCAGAGGCGAAGAUGGGGAAGACGGUGGACGAGAUUCACACGAGCGUGCCACAUUACACAGCCACAAUCUCGACGGCCGUGGAUGGAUUUCUGCGGAAUAGGUUGAAAGUUGGGGACCGCGCGUACAUCCGUUUCAAUUACACAUUCCAGGAGGGCGGGAAUCUAUUGAUCGACGCAGGUGCUCCGCAGCAGUGCUUCUGCGCUGCGCAGGGGCCUUUCGAGAUCUUCCUGUACGUAGGGCGCUACAUCAACCAGCCGGACAGGGGCGACACGGUGGACGAGUGCGUCCCCACGCCGACCCUCAUGCACGACGGCCGUCUGCUGCGGCCGCCGGCCUCGCUGCACGACGCGGGUUUCGCGCUGGAGCGCUGCCCCACGUCAGUCCGCAAUUUCCGCGACGACGACGAGGUCGUGCGCAGCUACUACCCGGAGAUGCGCGAGCUGAUCAAGAGGGCCUCGGGGGCGACUCGUGUGAUGAUCUUCGACCACACGGUCCGCAACACCGCGAGCACCAGCCUGAACGCACAGGCCGGCGGGACCGCCGCCCCGGUCCCCCGGGUGCAUUGCGACUAUACUGCGGACGGCGCGCCGAGGAGGCUGAUGCAGUUUGCCGACGACGGGGUCUACUCGCACCUGAGGCAGCGGAAGCUGGUCAGGGCGGACAUCGAGCAGCUUGCGGACCAACGCUUCAUGCCGCCUGCGGAUCGUCAACGUGUGGCGCAACAUCCUGGAAACGCCCGUGGAGCGUCUCCCGCUCGCGGUGUGCGACACGAGGACGGUGCCCAAGGAGGACUUCUUCCUCUACGAGCUGCUGUUCCCCGACCGGACGGGCGAGAACUACUCCCUGAGGUCGAACAAGGAGCACCAGUGGUACUACUACCCGCGGAUGGUCAAGGACGACGAGUGCCUCGUCUUCAAGGUCUACGACAAGCAGGAGGACGGGCCGCGCUUCGUGUUCCACACGGCGUUCGACGACCCCCUCACCACGCCAGAGUCCCCGGCACGCGAGAGCAUCGAGAUUCGUGCCAUCGCCUUCUUCACCGAGGAAGGGACCUGUCUCGACUGAGCCUCGCGCUCUGCCGCCCGCGCGGCGUUUGA